Molecule: messenger RNA, 3628 nt
Organism: Rhinichthys klamathensis goyatoka
Lineage: Eukaryota; Metazoa; Chordata; Actinopteri; Cypriniformes; Leuciscidae
Gene: camk2b2
Product: calcium/calmodulin-dependent protein kinase type II subunit beta
Exons: 25
Coding region: 235-2238 (667 amino acids)
Biological process (GO): protein phosphorylation
Cellular component (GO): cytoplasm; neuron projection
Molecular function (GO): ATP binding; calcium/calmodulin-dependent protein kinase activity; calmodulin binding
Source: RefSeq, a predicted model, not a curated record
CACACACACACACACAGCGGAAAACAAGUGCACUCACUGCAGUUAAACGGCGCAUUCGGUGAGAGGUCGGUAAAGCAGUCGAGCCUGCUCGUCGGCGAACCUCUCCCUCCCUCCCUCGAAUAUCCAUAUCCACGUUUAAGUUUUGUCCUGAAACCCCGCAAGUCGAAGGCUCAGAAGCGUACAGUAGUGCUGGAAGUCAGCUCGGAUAUUGCCGCGAACGCUGAGGGCUGAGAAAUGGCAACGACAACUUGCACGCGCUUCACCGACGAGUACCAGCUGUACGAAGAACUUGGAAAGGGGGCCUUCUCAGUCGUGCGACGCUGUGUCAAGCUGUGCACGGGCCAAGAGCAUGCUGCCAAAAUCAUCAACACCAAAAAGCUCUCGGCAAGAGAUCACCAGAAGCUGGAACGGGAAGCCCGCAUCUGCCGUCUGCUCAAGCAUCCCAAUAUCGUGCGGCUCCAUGACAGUAUAUCAGAGGAAGGCUUCCAUUACCUCUUAUUUGACCUUGUGACGGGUGGAGAGCUGUUUGAAGACAUUGUAGCCAGAGAAUAUUACAGUGAAGCUGACGCCAGUCAUUGUAUCCAUCAGAUUCUAGAGAGUGUCAGUCACAUUCACCAUCAUGACAUUGUGCACAGGGACCUGAAGCCGGAAAACCUGCUCUUGGCCAGUAAAUGCAAGAACGCCGCCGUCAAGUUGGCCGACUUUGGCCUGGCCAUCGAAGUACAAGGGGACCAGCAAGCCUGGUUUGGGUUUGCUGGAACGCCUGGUUACCUUUCCCCAGAAGUGCUAAGAAAGGAGGCUUAUGGGAAACCUGUGGACAUUUGGGCAUGUGGAGUCAUCCUGUAUAUUCUGCUGGUGGGAUAUCCUCCAUUUUGGGAUGAAGACCAGCACAAGCUCUACCAACAGAUCAAAGCCGGGGCUUAUGACUUUCCCUCCCCAGAGUGGGACACGGUUACCCCUGAAGCCAAAAACCUCAUCAAUCAGAUGUUGACCAUCAAUCCAGGCAAGAGAAUCACGGCGCAAGAGGCCCUUAAACACCCGUGGGUCUGUCAACGCUCCACUGUGGCGUCCAUGAUGCACAGACAGGAAACGGUCGAGUGCCUGAAGAAGUUCAACGCAAGAAGGAAACUCAAGGGUGCGAUUCUGACCACCAUGCUGGUGUCGCGCAAUUUCUCAGUGGGCAGGCAGACCACGGCUCCCUCCUCAGUCUCUGCGGCCGCCGCUGCGGCAGGGGCCACCGCCGGUCUGGUGGAACAAGCAGCCAAGAGCCUGCUCAACAAGAAGGCCGAUGUCAAGAAACGGAAAUCCAGCUCCACCGUUCAGUACAUGCCACAGUCAAACAGUGGGAAAAACAGCAUAGUCACCAGUCCCAAAGGAAACGCCCCUUCUCCUGCUCUGGAGCCUCAGACCACUGUUAUCCAUAACCCAGCGGAUGGGAUCAAGGAAUCUUCAGACAGCAGCAACACCACCAUUGAGGAUGAAGACGUCAAAGGGAAAAGCCUAGAUAGCAGUUCAAUUAAAGCCCCCUCUGAAGUCAGCCAAUCACCUCCAGGCUCCGCCCCCGCCAUCUUCUCCACCAAGCUGACCGACAUCCUGGGCUGCGCCCGCAGGGGCUCAGGACCCUCGACCGGGCCUGAUACUGAAGCAGCUGCUCUCUCCACCCAGUCCCCUCCACAGACCCCCGUCCUGCAGACCCGGUUCACAGAUCUGGUGAGCAGUGUGGGCCGUGCACCUGUCCCGCAAGCUCAGGCCGAGUCGACCUCCUCCCAAACCUCUGCCCCCCCUCCCCAGCCCUCCACCCCCCCGACCCCGCCCCCCUCUGUGUCUGUGCACACACGCAAGCAGGAAAUCAUCAAGAUCACGGAGCAGCUGAUAGAAGCCAUCAAUAAUGGGGACUUUGAGGCCUAUGCGAAAAUCUGUGACCCUGGACUGACCUCCUUUGAACCCGAGGCUUUGGGGAACCUAGUUGAGGGGAUGGACUUCCAUAGAUUCUACUUUGAGAACUUGCUUUCCAAGAACAGUAAGCCCAUCCACACCACCAUCCUAAACCCUCAUGUGCACCUGAUCGGAGAAGACGCCGCCUGCAUCGCCUACAUCCGCCUCACCCAGUUUGUGGAUGGCCAGGGCCGACCGCGCAGCAGCCAAUCGGAGGAGACUCGCGUCUGGCACCGUCGGGACUCCAAAUGGCAGAAUGUUCAUUUCCACUGCUCCGGUGCGCCCGCUGCUCCUCUCCAGUGAAGACCAGCCCUGCAGCGAAUACAUUAGAAGCGGAGGUGAAGGACAGGGAGGACUGAUAGGACGAGAGCAGGGGUCCAGCGUCGAAACGCUCCGAAACCUCCAGCUUUCCAACGCUGGACACAGCCGUCCUCCCCCUGCAUGCAAACCAACAGUUAUCUCUCUGCCUGCUGGGCUGCUCUCGAAACACAGCAUCCCGACCACCCCUCACCUCCCACAACACCCAGCACGUCUUUAUGCCAAGACUCACCGCCGACGCAAGAGCAGCACUGCAUAUAUUAAUCAUCGAGAGCCACCACAGACUCCAGGUCCCCGUCUAGAGUUAUAAUAACCCGCACGAUUGCCUUCUUGUCCACAGUCCUUUGCGCUCCACUUUCGUCUUCACUGGCCUUAUGCCCCCUGUGCCCAGGUACUCCCAAAUACAGUAGAUCAUUUUUAAUAAAAUAUUAUUAUUAUCAUUGUAUUCUUGUUAUUGUUGCUACUAUUAUAAUGAUUAUUACUUCCGUCAGGAUUCUAACUAUUGCUGUUGUUCUUGAGAUUGUAUAUUUGAUGGUCAAAUUACUGUUUUGUUUUAAAACAUUUUUGAGUUCAAUCUCUUUUUUAAGCAUGGAUUUUAAGUAUUAGCGAUUGUUUUGGGUUUUUUGGUGUUCGAGUAAUCUGAAGUGUACUUCGGCAGCGCUGUACAUGUUCACGUUCACAGCUCGCUGUUUAAAUUAAAAUAAAACAGCGGCAGCACACACAAGAUUUUAAGAUUCAAAACUCAUAUGUGGCGGCGACCAGAUUUCCCGUGACCGUGAUCAGUGUCUGUGUUAUCAGGGUGCUUCAUGGUUUUUACAAUCAAAUCUCUUGGAGGCAGCUGACAUUAUCACAUCAUUGAGGUUUGCCUCGUAUAUCUGCAGGUUGAGCUGAGCUGUUUGUCUCUAAUCUCUUUUACUGGCCAGCAGCUGAUGUGUCCUCCUUAUUGGCAGUCAGUGCUGAUCUGGUCUUAUUUGAGAAGCUAUUUAAUACGUUUUGUUAAAGUUGUCUGUGAGGUUGUAAGAAUGUGAAUCUUUUUCUGUUUUCCAGUACAAAUACCUAAACAUUCUUAAAUCAAGAUACAUUUACUUGAGAUGCAAAAUGUCCUAAGAUAUUAAAGGGGUCAUGAUAUGGAUUUUUUUAGUUUAAUAUUCUCUCUGAGGUUCGCUUAUAUUGUUAAAGGGAUAGUUCACCCGAAAUGAAAACUCUGUCAUCAUUUACUCACCCUCAAGUUGUUUAAAACCUGAAUGAAUUUAUGUUGAACACAAAAGAACAUAUUUUGUAGAAUAUGGGUAACCAAAAAGCAGUUCAUACAGGUUUGGAACAACUUUAAGAUAAGUCUGAAUCUGAAAUGACCCGUUUUUAAAGGGCGGAUCCU